Entelurus aequoreus (snake pipefish) is the source of this 3052-nucleotide messenger RNA. RefSeq names its product minichromosome maintenance complex component 4 (gene mcm4). Gene Ontology annotation, molecular function: ATP hydrolysis activity; single-stranded DNA helicase activity; ATP binding. Gene Ontology annotation, cellular component: MCM complex; nucleus. The coding region runs from base 176 to 2761 and encodes 861 amino acids. Lineage: Eukaryota; Metazoa; Chordata; Actinopteri; Syngnathiformes; Syngnathidae. The transcript has 17 exons. Gene Ontology annotation, biological process: double-strand break repair via break-induced replication; DNA strand elongation involved in DNA replication; mitotic DNA replication initiation. The record is from RefSeq and is a predicted model, not a curated record.
GCAAUGGACAAGAAGUGUAAUGAAAUCCCCCCCUUCAUGAUGGGAGAGUCAACCGGAAGUAUACGCCAAAUUCUGGCUUGCGAUUCGUCCAAAGUUACCCGCGAAAACUACGUCACAGCCACUUUCGCGCCACCGCUGCAAGCCAUACCGAAGUCUUCGAGCAGAAAAAUCCACAAUGUCAUCGCCAUCAUCAACUCCUGGUGGCCGCAAAAGGGGGAGGAGCACCAACCCAUCCACACCCAGCAGUGAUGCGCCCACCUCCUCGCCGCUAUCCCAGCGUCGCAGGGCACUGGACUCGUCCGCAGGUGACCUGAUGCCCAUGCCUACUUCGCCCGCCGGCGAACUACUCAGUCCAGCAGCGCCUCAGGACUCUUCUCUCUUCUCCAGCCCCAGACCCUCAGUCCUCCCUAACGAUGUGGAUAUGAGCUCCCCUCUUAUGUACGGGACCCCCAGCUCCAGGGUGGAAGGCACCCCGCGUAGCAGCAUUCGGGGCACCCCCGCCCGCCAGCGUCCUGACCUGGGCUCAGUGAGAAAGGCCCCGCAAGUUGACCUCCAAUCUGAGCCGCCCAGCGGCGAGGGGGCGGUCACAAGUGAGCCCAACGCGGGCCAGAGGCUGGUCAUCUGGGGGACCGAUGUCAAUGUAGCCACCUGCAAGGAGAAGUUUCAGAGGUUUCUGCAGAGAUUCAUAGACCCGUCCUCCACAGAGGAUGAGAACGCCGGCCUGGACCUGAAUGAGCCUCUUUACAUGCAGAAGCUGGAGGAGAUCAGUGUGGUCGGCGACCCCGUGCUCAACGUCAAUUGUGGCAACGUGCAGUCCUUCGAUGCAGAGCUUUACAGGCAACUCAUCAGCUACCCACAGGAAGUCAUCCCGACCUUCGACAUGGCGGUCAAUGAGCUCUUCUUUGAGCGCUUCCCAGACUCCAUCUUGGAGUACCAGAUCCAAGUGCGCCCCUACAGCGCCGUCAAGACCAGAAACAUGCGCAGCCUCAACCCAGAAGACAUAGAUCAGCUGAUCACCAUCAGCGGCAUGGUGAUCCGCACCUCGCAGCUCAUCCCCGAGAUGCAGGAGGCCUUCUUCCAGUGCCAGGUGUGUGCCUUCAGCACCCGGGUGGAGGUGGACCGCGGGCGCAUCGCCGAGCCAGCCGUGUGUCGCCACUGUAACACCACCCACAGCAUGGCGCUCGUCCACAACCGCUCAGCCUUCUCCGACAAGCAGAUGAUCAAAAUCCAGGAGUCGCCUGAAGACAUGCCGGCAGGUCAGACACCACACACGACCAUCGUGUACGCCCACAACGACCUGGUGGACAAAGUGCAGCCUGGAGACAGAGUCAACAUCACCGGGAUCUACCGGGCUGUCCCUAUGCGCGUCAACCCGCGCCAGAGCAACGUGAAGUCUGUGUACAAGACCCACAUCGACGCCAUCCACUUCCGCAAGACCGACGAGAAGCGCCUGCACGGCUUGGACGAGGAGGCCGAGCAGAAGCUCUUCACCGAAGACCGCGUGCAAACCCUCAAGGAGCUGGCGGCCAAACCUGACGUGUACGAGCGUCUCUCCUCCGCCCUGGCGCCCAGCAUCUACGAACAUGAGGACAUCAAGAAGGGAAUUCUCCUGCAGCUGUUCGGAGGCGCUCGCAAGGACUUCAGCCAGACGGGCCGCGGCAACUUCCGCGCUGAGGUCAACAUCCUUCUGUGCGGCGACCCCGGCACUAGCAAGUCCCAGCUGCUGCAGUACGUGUACAACCUGGUGCCCCGUGGCCAGUACACGUCCGGGAAGGGCUCCAGCGCCGUGGGCCUCACCGCCUACGUGAUGAAGGACCCGGAGACGCGGCAGCUGGUCCUGCAGACCGGCGCGCUGGUGCUCAGCGACAACGGCAUCUGCUGCAUCGACGAGUUCGACAAGAUGAGCGAUAGCACACGCUCCGUGCUCCACGAGGUCAUGGAGCAGCAGACGCUCUCCAUCGCCAAGGCUGGAAUCAUUUGCCAGCUAAACGCCCGCACCGCCGUGUUGGCCGCCGCCAAUCCUGUGGAGUCCCAGUGGAACCCCAAGAAGACCACCAUUGAGAACAUCCAGCUGCCUCACACGCUGCUCUCCAGGUUCGACCUCAUUUUCCUGAUGCUGGACCCUCAAGACGAGGCGUACGACCGCAGGUUGGCCCACCACUUGGUGGCGCUGUACUAUCAGAGCGAGGAGCAGAUUGAGGAGGAGUUCCUGGACAUGGCCGUGCUCAAGGACUACAUCGCGUACGCACGCACUUACAUCAACCCGCGCCUGAGCGAGGAAGCCAGCCAAGCGCUGAUUGAGGCAUACGUGGACAUGAGGAAGAUAGGCAGCGGGCGUGGAAUGGUGUCCGCCUACCCCAGGCAGCUGGAGUCUUUGAUCCGCUUGUCAGAGGCUCACGCCAAAGUGCGCUUCUCCGAGAAGGUGGAGACAAUCGACGUGGAGGAGGCCAAGAGGCUGCACAGGGAGGCCCUCAAGCAGUCGGCCACAGACCCCAGGACAGGAUUUGUGGACAUCUCCAUUCUCACCACAGGUAUGAGCGCCACAGCCCGCAAGCGUAAGGAGGAGUUGGCACAGGCCUUGAAGAAGAUGAUUCAGACUAAAGGAAAGAUGCCCGCCAUGAAGUACCAGCAGCUGCUGGAUGAUCUCAGAGGACAGUCCGAAACGGCCAUCACCAAGGAGCUAUUUGACGAAGCGCUCCGAGCCCUAGCUGACGAAGACUAUUUGACGGUCACCGGGAAGACGGUCCGUCUCCUUGCUUGAGACACCCUAAGUUUUUGUACAGUUUAUUUUAAUGUCAUUCUUUGUAUUGUAAAAAAAAAAAAAAAAGUAUAAUGGAAGCACAAUGUCUGUUCAAAUGUGGAUUUUGUCACUUUGGUUGGGAGUUAAGCUCAUAUUUGGAAAUGUCACUCAUUCAACUUAUUUUUUUGUUAAAGCAAAAGACUCCUUAGAUAACCCAAAUGUACGCGUUCAAGUAAAAUAUUGGUCACAUCAUUUACGUAUUUUGUCUUUUGCUGCCGUGUUGAUGGAGAAGAAUAAAAAGCUGCUUGUGGA